AUGUUCGACCAACUGGUGCUGGGAGCCAUUUUUACCGGCCUCAGUAGCAUUGGCCUCUGGCAUUCGAUUCCAUUGACCGGAGUCAACCCUUCCAACUCGUUCUUUUGGCGGACUGUCAGCUCUUUCGAAAUUGUAUAUUCCAUUCACAACUUGCGCAAAAUACACCCUUUGAUUUUCCCCGAUCACGACGCAAUCCCAGAGCACGACCUCCUUCUGCAAUUUUCACUUGAUGCUCAACAGUACGAGAAUGCCAGGCUGGCCCUGGAAAACUCGGCCAAGGUAGCAUCACUACACAUCGACAACCCAGGAGUUACAACGCCCAUGUUAGACCUGAGUGCUACAGCGAUGCCAGCCUCGUUCUAUCUGAACAACACCUCGGCAACGCAGCUCAGCCACCAACAACUGCAGCAGCCCCACCUAGUCGAGACUAACACGCCGUAUUGCACUAUCAUGGCUAUGCUCGUUUUUGUUAUUCUAACAAUGCAAACAAUGGGUUUUGGGAUAGCGAGUAACAUCAAGCACAACGUCGAGGAUUUGCAAUACGAUUAUAUGAACCGAAUGAGCGCCGUGCAAGAACAAUUCCGUAUCUUGAUGUUAGAGGUCCGACAGCUUCGAAGAGAAAAUGAACAAGUACGACCUGUUUUCGUUCACCUGGCAGAGUCCAUCACAAACUCCUCGGCCGACCUCCAACAUUGUCUGUUGCAUAUUGUUGGUGUGAUGGAAAGCAAAUACACGUCCGGCAUGAUUGACAUUGAGUCCAAAUUGGACGAGGUCAGUCAACAACACCAGAAUUUGAUGAAAAAUACUGAAAGUUUCCCUCAGAUUCCGAGACAGCUGGCUUGGCUUAAUAUAUUGAUGGCGAAGAACAUGUCCAGCGAUAUACCCGAAGGAUUGGACCCGCCCGAUGUGGAUUUAAGCAAGAGCCCUACCCCCGAGCAGAUGAGUCGAGGUUACAAUCGCAACACCGUAGGAAAAUCCAACGGAAUUCCCAGAUUCGUGGGAAAUCAGGGUGUUAAGAAGGGAAAAGGACAUCAGUCCAAUGAUCAGGACUAG
Molecule: messenger RNA, 1053 nt
Organism: Penicillium crustosum
Lineage: Eukaryota; Fungi; Ascomycota; Eurotiomycetes; Eurotiales; Aspergillaceae
Exons: 1
Coding region: 1-1053 (350 amino acids)
Source: RefSeq, a predicted model, not a curated record